GAAAUUAACCCUAGUUCCAGAGAAGCAGAGCCGUCUGAGUUGCGGAGACACAAGAGAUCAUCCAAGAUGACAUUCAAGCGAAGGAAUGGAGGCCGCAACAAGCAUGGCCGCGGUCAUGUCAAGUUCAUCCGCUGCUCCAACUGCGGCAAAUGCUGCCCAAAGGACAAAGCUAUCAAGAGGUUUCUUGUGAGGAACAUAGUUGAGCAAGCUGCUGUUAGGGAUGUGCAAGAUGCUUGUGCAUUUGAUACGUACACUCUCCCCAAGUUGUAUGUGAAGAUGCAGUACUGCGUUUCAUGUGCAAUUCACUCAAAAGUUGUUAGGGUCCGCUCUCGCACAAAUAGGAGGAACCGUGAACCACCUCAGCGAUUCAGGCGCCCAAGAGAGGAUCUUCCAAGGCCAGGGCAAGCACCGCGUCCUGCUUGGGGAGCUCCAGUUGCUGCUCGUACUUGAAAACCCACUUGUUAUUCUGCUCUACUAAGCUUUUAAACUUGGUUUCUGUGGAGUUUCAUUAUGCUUCAGUAUAUAAAGGUUUUGACCUUGACUGUUACUUUGUUUUAUUUUAAGGUGGCAUAGUACCUUCUUAUCAUUCAAAAUUGCUCUAAAACUAAAGAGUUUUAAAUUCUAUCAAUGAAGUGUUUUCAGACUUGUGACUGCUUGAUUAUGGAGAUACACACCCUUUUAUCAUAGCAUAUAGUUCAGUGUCGAACUCGGGGAGUUCAUAGCUAGAGGGAGAUCUAGGGAACAUUACAUUAUUAUUCAUAGUUUAUAAAGUGAAAACCAUGUUUUCAUUUUUUAUCAUAAUUUGAUGCGCAACCCUUGAUUUUACUUUGCUGAAAUUUAAUGGCCUUGUAUUAUUAUAGCUGGUUGCAAUAUAUUAUUGCAGUAGGAAUGCAAAACCUUGUUGAGUUCAAAGCCAUUCUUAUAUAUGACUAUAACCUGCAAUAUCUUUAAAUUUCUUGCUUCAUGCUGUGGUUUAAUAAUUCUGUGAUGGUUGCAGUAUCCUUUUAGGUCACAUGGUACAGGAACAGGAUUAUCAUGGUCGUCCUUGCUUUGGCAGAGGAAGAAAUCUUAUGGUGGUCUUGUAAAUCACAUGUUUAUUACUUCCUAUAGGAAAUCAUCAACCGUAGAACAGUUGUCCUGGUGAUAUAUAAUCUUUAGGCCCUGCGUCAGUUAAUCUCUCUCUUGUGACGGUUCAAAUUAUCAAGUCUUAUAGGUCAUGUGCCUGAUUUAGUAGUGUUUCAAUUAUUGAGCUGUUCAUUGACUGGUACUUCCAUAAUACUUGGUAUUACGUUGAAAUUGGUCUGGUAAUUGGGAUACUGCUUUCGAAUAGGCGUGUGCAUUUUCUGGGUCCACCCCUAUUAUAGAUUUUCUUAAUCUAUAAUAAUAAAA
Ilex paraguariensis (yerba mate) is the source of this 1389-nucleotide messenger RNA. NCBI's taxonomy places the organism in Eukaryota, Viridiplantae, Streptophyta, Magnoliopsida, Aquifoliales, Aquifoliaceae. The record is from the annotation of a GenBank genome assembly.